GUUCAACUCUGUCCUCGUCGUCGACCACCGUGUUCUCAUCCAAACAUGUAUUCUAGCACAUCGUUCUCGUCUACGACAAGCUAUGGCUCAGGCUCGGAGGGUCGUCAAGGCUACUCACACUCACACUCACACUCGCAUCCAGCGCACCAAGGAUUCACUGUGGCUGGGAUGCCCAACAUGAGCGGAUCGAGCACGUUGCAAAGUCCCGGCUUGCGCAGCGGUGCGCUGGGUAGCGGCUCUCUGGGACUCGGGAGUAGCGGCUCAUUUGGGAGUGUCUCCUCUCUGGGCGAGUCGAGAAGUCACUACCAGCCAGGAUACCUCAUGUCUGUUACGGAAGGAAAUGCCCUGCAACAAGGCGGUCAACGCCACGAUGAGGUCCCCAUCGUGUCCACAAAAGCCAAGCUGAGCCACUCGCUCGUCGGAGGUUCUGCUUCAGACUUCGGCAUGGACUCCAUGUUUGAAAGCUCAAGGCAUAGGCAUAGACAGCCACUCGCCGACGAGGACGCUCCUCCGACUGCUUCAGUUAAUGACAUCGUCAACGAAGUCUACCUAGACAAUGGCCCCUCAAGGCAGUCUCACCGCAGUCCGGUGUUUGACCCCUCAACGAGCCGUAAUGCGUUCCUUCGCUCAACUCAGCCCGCCACACCGAGGGGCAAUCAAACACCUCAAGCAGGCAGUACUGUACAGCCGCUUCAUCUCAUCGUCUUCGGGUACCCGCCAGACAAGUACAGCGUCACUGUCGAGUACAUCAAAUCCCUCGGCGACACGACUGAGCCUGAACAACACCCCGACAUCUCCAAUUGCUUUCGCAUUGGCUUCCUUAACCCGGCGCAAGCUAUGCGCGCUGUGCGCAAGAACGGAGAUGUUCUGAGCGGAAGCUGGAUGAUCGGGAUCAAGUGGGCCGACCCAGCACAGGCGGAGGCCAUUCUUGGACCAGCUCUCGGGCGUUCUGAGUUCGGUUCACCUGGUUCGCCUCCUAUCCCUUCCUCGAGCAACGACAUCAUCAUGUCCUCCGCCACGUCCAACAACAUCUUCCCGUCCGCGUCCUCCCGCAUGAGCGUCGACGAGCCCGGCUUCGGGGCGUCGACUCCUACCGUAGGCACGCCCAUCCGUCUGGCACCAUCUGCCUCGGCAUUCCGCAAGCCGGGCGCGGGAUCGCCUGUGAAGGCUAUCCAAGGUGUGCCCAGCAGUGUCGCGCCGAGUCCGAGCAAAGGCGUGUUAGAGCAGGUUGGGGAUCUGAUAUUUGGGUGGUAAUCACGUUCGUACUGUUGUUCUCGCUCAAGGUUCUUGUUUUCGGCAUUCUUGCAAUCAUGGACCAUGUGUGCUCUCUGACCCAUAGUUCUCUAUGGGUGCGUCGACGACUCGGACAGUGUCAUGAGAGUCUGUGUGAUAUCUUCAUGCUAAUAGUGGCAUACGUCUCACACUGUCAUCCCCGACUGACAUGACUCUGGUACAUACCACUGCGCAACAGCAGUCCACGUCCGGGAUCGGACUCAGCUGACUAGAUCAAGAUAAGGGAAAGACAGCUAUAUAGUCCACUGGUGCACCGGAUCAUGUCAGACUCAUCUGAGGCUCGCCCAGGAAGGAUUACCCCUG
Molecule: messenger RNA, 1596 nt
Organism: Rhodofomes roseus
Lineage: Eukaryota; Fungi; Basidiomycota; Agaricomycetes; Polyporales; Fomitopsidaceae
Exons: 7
Coding region: 46-1254 (402 amino acids)
Biological process (GO): regulation of DNA-templated transcription; nuclear pore organization; NLS-bearing protein import into nucleus
Cellular component (GO): nuclear membrane; nuclear pore central transport channel; nuclear pore nuclear basket
Molecular function (GO): structural constituent of nuclear pore; single-stranded DNA binding; phospholipid binding
Source: RefSeq, a predicted model, not a curated record